Molecule: messenger RNA, 3036 nt
Organism: Armigeres subalbatus
Lineage: Eukaryota; Metazoa; Arthropoda; Insecta; Diptera; Culicidae
Product: SEC14-like protein 2
Exons: 6
Coding region: 364-1593 (409 amino acids)
Cellular component (GO): cytoplasm
Source: RefSeq, a predicted model, not a curated record
GCGCUCAGUUUCGAGCGACACUCGGACGGAGACGGAUCAUUCAGGCGGUUCAUAUUGCGGCGGUGGCUUUACCUCAGUAGUGCUUCGACGCGUGGUAUCUGCUGUGUUCAACAGUGUUUCGCGUUUUUGACUUUCGAAUAAUCGCUGAAAAAAAGGAGUAUCCGUAUUCGACAGUCGAUAGUAAACAGCGGGCCGAAGUGCAUGCGUGUUAUCGUUCUUAUUCAUUAGCGUACAUAUUAAUAAUUCAUAAGCAGUGAAUCGUCGUCCUUCUUCGAUUUCGGUAGGUGCUGUUGGGUGCUAUAUACCUACAUAGAAACAAGUGCUCUAACAAGUGCGCGUAGAAACAUAGAAAACAGAACAGCCAUGUCUUCGCAAGCGGCGCUACAAGAUGAUGAAAGAUUUGCUCUGAUGAAGUUUCGACGGCAGGUGGCAGAUGUGCUCAAACCCGAACACGAUGACUAUUAUCUGUUGCGAUGGCUACGAGCACGUUCGUGGAAUCCAGAUGCCGCCGAAAAAAUGUUGCGUGAGUCGAUGAAGUUCCGUGAGCGCUGGAACGCCGACGAGAUCGAUAAGUGGCCAACGCCGCAGAUUCUGAUCGACCUUGCGCCGCAUGGCGUGAGCGGUUUCGACCGGGAAGGUUCCCCAAUCAUCAUAAUCCCGUUCGCCGGGUUCGAUAUCUGGGGCCUGCUGCACACGGUCUCCCGAGCGGACAUCGUCCGCAUGACACUGCAGGCCCUGGAACACUACAUGAAGCUGGCCUACGAGCAGAGCCAAAAGAUGAACAACAACAACUGUCGAAAGUUUGUGGUUAUUUUUGAUAUGGAAAAUUUCAACCUGAAACAGUGGGUGUGGAGACCGGCAAGCGAGGUGAUCAUUUCGCUGAUCAAAAUGUACGAGGCAAACUAUCCAGAAAUUCUGAAGUGCUGCUACAUCAUCAACGCACCGAAAGUGUUCGCCUUCGCUUACAACAUGGUGAAGAACUUCCUCGGCGAGUACACCAUCGACAAGAUAAAAAUCUUCAAAUCAGACCGCAACAAGUGGCUGCCGGCGAUCCUGGACCGGUGCCCGGCGUCGGAGAUUCCAAAGUACUUCGGAGGAACGCAGACAGACGACGACGGAAAUCCCAAGUGCGAGAAGAAGCUUCGCUGGGGUGGAAAAGUGCCAAAGUCCAUGUACACCUCCAAGGAGGAUAGCUUUAACAACAAUCUUACCUUCAACGAGACUGAGAUCAAGAAGGGCGGCAAGCUGAAGCUGACGUUCGACUGCGAGGACAACGGUUGCUUCUUGAAAUGGGAAUUCCGUACCUUCGACCACGAUAUUAAAUUUGGAAUCAAAUGUGUGAACAAGAAGACCCAGGAAAGCGAAAUCGAGGUCCCGCUGAAGCGAGUAGCGUCACAUCAAGUGGAUGAAUCUGGGUUCAUCACAUGCCAACCGGGAUUCACCUAUUCCGUCCUGUUUGACAAUUCGUACAGCUAUUUCAAGACCAAGAAAAUCCGCUACUCGGUUCUGAUGACGACGCCGCUCAGUGAAGUUGAGCAAACGACCAGUGCAAUAGCCGUCACGGAGGAAGCAGCAGAAGCGACCGAGGACUAAGAUAAUAGGUUUAAAUCGUGAGCGAUAAUGUGAGCAACGGCAUUAUCAAGUUUCAAUUUAGUCAACAUCUGGAUCUAUCACUUUGUACAUAAUGGAUUUGAGUUUGAGCCAAUAGUUACUUAUAAGCUACAUAGUAGUAAUAGUUGUCUGGUGACCUGAGAAAUAAAUAAAGUGAACAAACUUUACCCGAACAAACUAUCGGGCCUGGCCCUGGACAGAUUUAGGUAUUUGAUGACACUGUUUUUGGUGGUAGACUGCUGUUUCGAUAUUUACACAAUGUCUGAUAGAUUUACAACAUAAAUUAAAUAAUUAGGCAUUUUCUUCACAUAGACUUAAAAGCUAGUGCAUAUGAUAUCUGUUUCGGUUUCUCAUCUCACAGCUCCUAUGUUUAUCCUAAUUACACAACUGGAUGCAAAUCUAUUGGAUUGUCAUUUGAAUUACUUUUAUGAGCUGUGAAAACGUAUGUUAAAAAAACCAACGAAUUUGAAAACGUCUUAUGUUGUUUCAUGGUAAGAUGGAUAUGGGAGCGAAAGAUGAAAAAUGGAACAGUUCCCUUACCUAGCCAACGGAUGUCAGUUUUUCUUGUAAUUCUGUAUAUGAAUCUGUCAAAAAUUGUAUUUAAAAAUUGUAUAUACGACAUUGCUAGAUUCCUACACGAAAAAUGUAACCUUCUUAUACGCUGCCGGUACUCGCAAUUUGUUACUUUUGAGUAAACCUCAUUUUUGUUUGUUCUAUUUCCGAUUAACAUGACAAUAAUAAAACUUUGUUCGGGUGACAUUGAGAAAAAAUAUAAAACCUAAUCCAUAUUCAAUGUACCCGAACGUAGGUCCGAUUAUAAGAAUUUACAUACCGUGAUAGCAAAAAUAAAUAUGUGUUAAUUAACCUAAUUAGUUUUACGAUGAUUUGUCAAAAAAGCAACAGUUCGGUAAACUUUCACCGAUAUCGCAAAUUGUUUUUAAAAGAUCUUUAAAAAGGUGCACAUGGAAGGUGUGAUUGAGAAAUUCAACGCAUGUUAUCUCGAUAUGCUAAAACCAAUUAGGGACUGACAUGAAAGUACUGGUAGUACAAAUAUUAUAAGAAAACCUUGGUCUUGUACAACGUUUGUAAUUAAGAAUCUAGCCUUUUCGUAUAUGUACAGUUUUUAUACAUAUAUUUGUAGAUUCUCAUAUAUUUUGUAGGUUUAUAUAUUUCAAUUCAGAAAUGUCUAGAAACGAAGAUAACUUUCCAACAGAAAAAUAAUGAACUGAAAAGGUACUUGUGAAAUAGACGAUUUGGUGUUCAAAAAGAUAGGCAUUCCAGAAAAAAACGUGGAGGGAUAGGGUGUGUAAUGAUUGAUGUAGAUUUUGCAUCCACAAAAAAUGAGCUAUCGAGAAUGAUGAAUAAAUAAAAUAGUUAAGACCUAGUGUCAUACCGGAAGUAAAUAAAGUUUCAAUACUUUCGUGA